Molecule: messenger RNA, 2403 nt
Organism: Bombyx mori (domestic silkworm)
Lineage: Eukaryota; Metazoa; Arthropoda; Insecta; Lepidoptera; Bombycidae
Gene: CBP
Product: sarcoplasmic calcium-binding protein
Exons: 6
Coding region: 177-1028 (283 amino acids)
Molecular function (GO): calcium ion binding
Source: RefSeq, a predicted model, not a curated record
CUCGAAUAAAACUGAACGCGACGCAACAAUUCAAAUCAGUCAAUUUAAGAAAAUCGAGCGUGUGUUUUGUUCGCUUUGUGUGUCGCCGCGUCGCGUCCGAUGGAUAUCGGAGUGAUUUCGCCUGUAUAACAUUCGUUAAAAAACUGAUUUCUGAAUCAAUAAACUUUUUGACCGCCAUGGCGAACUCAAUAAUGAGAUUGGGACUACGUUCCGUGAUUAACUUGGAGAAGAGCGCGGGUGUUAUGUUUUUACCCAGUGUUAAAAUCCAAUAUAAGUUAAUUCACACGAAACCAACGUGCAACGGAUCGGUGUGUCACCUGGAAGACAGACCGCGACACGUCAAACGUGAAUCGCGGGAGCUCACCGAGUUGCCCCACAGCUCAUUAAGACGUUGUUACAGCAAACAGCAUGGCCGACCGGAAAUAGACAGAAGGAAACAGCCCGAUUCGGAAUCUGAUUCCGACUCUGACACCGAGUGUAAGGGGCUGGACCGGUCUGAGUUCUGGCGCCGCAAGAUGCGUACCGUCCACAACAUCUUAGACGUGGACAAGGACGGGCUGAUCUCGUACAACGACUUCUUGCUGUUCGCUGAAAGGUUCAAGUCUCUCGGCCACCUCGACGCGAAGCAGGCGAAGGAAUUCACCGACAUCAUCAAGAUGACAUGGGAGCAACAAUGGGGCACCAUAGACCCGUACAAUUUCGUGACGGUGGAACAAUACUUGGAGGACAUGCAUCACGUCCUCAACGACAAGACUCUCAAGAAGAAGGCUCACCGCUGGCUGCCUUAUCUAUUCAAGGCCGUCGACGCAGAUCGCUCCGGUUACAUAUCGGUCCGUGAGUUCAAGUUGUUCUUUGAAUGUCUCGGACUGACGAGCGAGCACGCGGCCGUCGCCUUCGCCGGCAUCGACGUUAACGGGGACGGCAAGGUGUCCCUUAAGGAGUUCGUCCAGCUCGGCAAGGAGUUCUUCCACACUGAAGACGAGACCAGAGUCUCCAAGAUGUUCUGGGGACCACUCACCGACGUUUAAGACUCAUACUUAAGACUCAAACAAUGACUUAAAAUAUUACUUCACAGCACUCACGACCCGCGUGUCACUAACGCCCUCCCGGGGAAAACAAUCCGAAUUUAUUAUAAAGUUUUAACGCAUUACCGGAUAAACCAAAAUAUAAUUUGACAAUAUCAAUAUCGUUAACUUAUCGAAACAAAUAUUUCAAGAAAUGCGACCUUUAAAAAAAAGCUUUUUAUCUGCCUACCCACUAGGACUUUAGAGCCUUAGACCUUAGAACUUAUAUCUCAAGGUGGGUGGCGCAUUUACGUUGUAGAUAUCUAUGGGCUCCAAUAGCCACUUAACACCAGGUGGGCUGUGAGCUCGUCCACUCAUCUAAGCAAUAAAAAGCAAACAGCCUCAACUGGAUCGUGACUUCGCCUGCCAUGACACAAGAAUUAAAAAAAAAUGCGUCGAUUUAGAUUCUAUUAUACUUUUUAACUCGACCGGAUAAUAUUCAUUUUUAAAAUUGUUUAGUAAAUGUGGUCAUUGAAUUUUUCACAUUUCUUGAAAUUUUAUUUUAGUUUUUAAAUAAAAAAUACAUAUUACGACUUUUAAUUAACUAUAGAUUGACGGUAAUCUUUAGUGUUUUAGUUUUUUUUUUAUCUUUUUAAUUUCGUUCGCUCUUUGACUGUAGUAAAUAUAAAAAAAAAAUAUAAUUGAACAAGUGUUUUAAAAUAUAGCUCACUAAUUUUUAAUUUACUGAAAUUUUAUACUUUUUCACCGCAGAAGCUAAAAGAAGCUACAGUAGAACUAACCCGCAGUAAGUCUACUUUAUUAACUUUAGUUGACUAAUGUUAAUGUAUAAACUGUAAUUAUCAUUAUAGAGGGGUGAAAAUUUAUUUGGUUUUUCGCUUAAUACGCGACAAUUUAUCUUUAUAAUUAAAGGUGCGUUUUAUUUGGUAUUAGCAUCAGCAGUUUUAUAUUUUUAUUUGAACUUUAAUUAAGUUUACCCUAUUUAAAUAUGGCGCAUUGGUGGCGCAUUUACGUUGUAGAUGUCUAUGGACUCCAGUAACCACUUAACACCAGGUGGGCUGUGAGCUCGUCCACCCAUCUAAGCAAUAAAAAAUAAAAUAAGAAGUUUUUUGUUAUGAUAUUUUUUCCGAAUUUUAAACUAUAUAAUAUGGCAUUUCUUUAAUUGAACUUCAAUUAAAUUUACUCCAUUAAAAAAAAAUAUAUACAUAUGACAUUUUUAUUAAUUUUUAACUUGAAAUGCCUCUCCUGUAAAGUUGCAAAAAUGUCGAUUAAACCAAAUAAUCUUUCAGUCCUCAAAAUGAUAAUAAUGAUUUACUUUAUUUACCUGAAUGUAUUGUGACGAUGUUCAAUAUAUGGAAUCUCAAUAAAAAUUAAAAAGACA